AUGUCGUCCGUUCCUCGAAGAUCUUCUGCUCCUUCGCGACCAUUUGGCGUUCGCUAUAGAACUCCUGUACCACGUCCUUAUUAUGGAGCCAGAACUGGAGUAAGACAAGUAUCUCCUGGUACUGGUGGAAGCAGUGGUGCGUUGGCCGGUGCCCUUGGAGCACUUGGCGGUACUCUUGGUUGUCUACUUUGUUUGGCUGCUAUCGGUGCAUUAGGUUUAUUUGCAUGUGUAAUAGCUUUGGCAGCUUAUGCCAAACAAUUUCUCACUCAAUACAAAAAAGCAGAAGGUAUUAAUGGUGGACUUGUACAAGCACAAAUAGGGUUAAGUCUUCUAUUCGCAUCAUUGUUUUAUACCAUCAUUUUCCGUAUACAACGGAACUAG
Molecule: messenger RNA, 381 nt
Organism: Rotaria socialis
Lineage: Eukaryota; Metazoa; Rotifera; Eurotatoria; Philodinida; Philodinidae
Source: the annotation of a GenBank genome assembly